Molecule: messenger RNA, 4620 nt
Organism: Gymnogyps californianus (California condor)
Lineage: Eukaryota; Metazoa; Chordata; Aves; Accipitriformes; Cathartidae
Gene: RABGGTB
Product: Rab geranylgeranyltransferase subunit beta
Exons: 9
Coding region: 1-1347 (448 amino acids)
Biological process (GO): protein geranylgeranylation
Cellular component (GO): Rab-protein geranylgeranyltransferase complex
Molecular function (GO): Rab geranylgeranyltransferase activity
Source: RefSeq, a predicted model, not a curated record
AUGGUGGGUAUCGCCGGCCGCGCCGGGGAAAGGGCCCGGCCCGGCGGGCCGAGAGAGGCGCAGGGCGACGCGCAGGUUUCCGGCCGCGCGGCUCUGCCCAGCGGGCCGGGAGGCCGGCGCGGGCUGGUGGCUGUGGCGGCCCCCGCGGUGGCGCCGGUGGCACUCGCCACUCCGGGUCCGGAGGGGACGCGGGGGCGCGCCUGCCGCCGGCCGGGCCGGGCGAUGGCGGGACGGCGAGCGCGCGGCGAGGUGGCGCUGGGCGGCGGCCCCGGACUGUGGGGCCUCGGGGCCUCUGCGGUGCUAAAGCCUCCUGAACUGACGGUACAACUGACGUUUUGUUGGUGCUUUUUACAGGGGACACCGCAAAAGGAUGUUAUAAUAAAACCCGAUGCUCCAAGCACAUUACUUUCGGAGAAACACGCGGACUAUAUAGCCUCAUAUGGAACAAAGAAAGAUGAUUAUGAAUACUGUAUGUCGGAGUAUUUGAGGAUGAGUGGUGUUUACUGGGGGCUGACAGCAAUGGAUCUCAUGGGGCAGCUGCACCGAAUGAACAAAGAAGAAAUUCUGGCAUUCAUCAGAUCAUGUCAACAUGAAUGUGGUGGAAUAAGUGCCAGCGUAGGUCAUGAUCCUCAUCUUCUGUAUACCCUCAGUGCUGUCCAGAUUCUUAUCUUAUAUGAUAGUCUCCAUGUUGUUGAUGUAAAUAAAAUUGUUGAAUAUAUACAGAACUUGCAAAAAGAAGAUGGAUCAUUUGCUGGAGACAAAUGGGGAGAAAUAGAUACAAGGUUCUCCUUCUGUGCUGCAGCAACUCUUGCACUUCUGGGAAAGCUGGACGCUAUUGAUGUGGGGAAAGCAGUAGAAUUCGUUUUGUCAUGUAUGAACUUCGAUGGAGGAUUUGGUUGUAGACCAGGUUCCGAAUCACAUGCAGGACAGAUCUAUUGUUGCACAGGAUUUCUGGCUAUAACAGACCAGUUGCAUCAAAUAAAUGUUGACUUGCUGGGUUGGUGGCUUUGUGAACGUCAGUUACCUUCUGGAGGUCUCAACGGACGACCAGAGAAGUUACCUGAUGUAUGUUAUUCGUGGUGGGUGCUAGCAUCCUUGAAGAUGAUCGGUAGGUUACAUUGGAUUGACAGAGAGAAACUGCGCUGCUUUAUUUUGGCUUGCCAGGAUGAGGAGACUGGAGGAUUUGCUGACAGACCAGGAGAUAUGGUGGAUCCAUUUCACACCUUAUUUGGAAUUGCUGGACUAUCUUUAUUAGGAGAAGAACAAAUUAAGGCCGUCAAUCCUGUCUUUUGUAUGCCAGAAGAUGUCCUUCGAAGAAUAAAUGUACAGCCUGAGCUUGUGAGCUAAGCCUCGUAGAGACAAAAGGUUGAUAUGACCAGUUGCUUUGGUUUUACUGAUUUAAGUAAUCUCAUCUCUGAAACUGUUAGCAUAUUCUUCGUUGAGAUGUGUUUACAUUAUGAAAGUAAAGCAAUAGCUUUACUGUGGGCUUUGUCACUUUGUAAACUGUAUCAGAACAGGCUGGCUCUAAUAAUCUGAGUGUAACAUGUUCUUUGGUUGUAUAUAAGAGAUGUAGAAACAUUUCUAAUCUGUAUCUAAAUAUAUGGGCCUUUGCAUUUUUUUUUUUGAAUAUUCAAAUCAAAGCAAUAGUGUGAAUGCUUAAUUUUUGUAUUCCUGUGAUAUCAACCAUGCUAGCGUCUGUCUUUACACAAGCAUGUUUUGAUGGUGGAUCACACAAAGCACUUGAAUGUGAAAAAAAACCCAAACAAAACCCUGCUUAAGCCAUGCACUUAAUGCCACACACUUGUGUAUUUAAUUUUUCCUGUUCACGUUUGCCAUCACUUCUAUAUACUGAGAAACAAGCUUUUUCUUCUGAUAGUAACUGAUACCAGUGAAAACAAAAAUUAUGGUUCCAUUAAGUAUAUAAGUGUCUUAAUUUAUUGAUGAGUCCCUUAGACAAAAUUUCGCUGAUAUUUGAAAGAGAGCAUACCUUGAGUAUGUAUAGUAAAACUUGUUAACAUUAAGCAUUCUAGAGAAGGUCUCUAUAGGACAGUGACUUGUAACUGAAUAUAGAGUUGAUCCUAAAUUUGUUGCUGGGUUGAAAUCCUGCUUUCGUAGCUUUUAAGACAAUAAUUGCCAACACUUGAUUAUGGUGUAAUUGAGAAUAAAACUAGCCGUGGAAGAUACUUGUUCUCUGAAGGAUGAAGUCCUCUUUGUCUUCACAGAAGCCCUAAAAUUGCCUCUUAAUUUACAUUCCACACACCCUGGCUGAGACUGAAUGGUAUUCCAGUUGAAAUAUACAGUAAAAGGUAAUCAUGAAAGGGAAGAAGUCUUUGAUAAUCUCUAUACUUACGCUUACGGAAAGUCUAAAGUUGUUUCAAACACAGUUUUAAAAGCCAGCUGGUUAGUUCUAUCCAGCCUAUUUGUGUUAGUAGGGAGUAAGCUAGAACUGGACAAAGUAACCUUUUGGUAGACCUUUACUUGUAGAGAAUUUCAAAGAGAGAAUGUGUAUUUCAAUGCUCAAGUACUUCUAAUGAAUUUUUUAAGCCUUUUCUACAGGCUUUUAGAUACGGUAAAAACCCUGCUCUUUUUAGCUGUCCAGUUGCCUGAUGAAUUCUUUGGUCAAAGUGUGGCAUUAAUUUCUUUUUCAGGGUUUGGAAAGAAGUUACAGUAGGCUUUGUGUUGAGUGCGAGGGAAUGAGAGCAGUGAUCAGGUUCUAUCUAACUGUCAAGUUUAACAGAAAAUUCUAAAAUAAAUUUUUCUCAUUCCAGGUUACCUUUGCAAGUGCCACUUCUUUUCAUCUAAGGAAACACUGUUCAGUACAUAGGAAUUUGCCAUUUUUUCCACGUUGUGUAGACAAAAUAGAAUCCGCUUCAGAAUAUCUAGUCUAGUAUAGACUGAGACACCCUGGGAAUUAAUAUGUGGGUGAUACUGCAUGACAGUGUAGAACAUUUCACUGUAGGUUGAAUUCCUAUUAAUAUUAUUGGAGUUUUUCUCUGAAGGAGGUCUGGUCAACUUCAUUUCCCAAGUCAGCUGUGAUUUGUAAAGGUCUUAUAAGAUUAUAGGUUAAAAAAGGGGUGAGUAUGUGUAGAAACUAAAAAUUUCCUAAGGAUAUUCUUCCAUUCUUUACGUCAGUUUUUUAAAAUACUGUGUUCGUAGAAAGAGAGUCAUCACAAUUUUUCUUAGGCAAACAAAAUCACAUUUUCUGUUAAAUGUACUGUGAAAAAAAUUAGUUGCCCAGUGUGUCUGUGUUAAGACUUAUGUCAUUUUGGUGCAGAAUACAUUGUUACUGUCUACCUCUAUUUUGUUAAAAGUACUGAUAAGAUUUUUUUUCUGAGCUUAUGUAGUUAGAAACUUUGCAGUAAUUAAUUUACUGUUCUCAGUCUUCAGUUACAGGUCCUUUAUUAAAGGCUUUCAGAAAUUUGUACUUCAACUUUUUUUCCCAUGGAAAUCUUUUAUAUGGAAACAUCCUGACAUUAUCUUAGUACUUGAUCUUAAGUACUGUAGUGUAGCCAACAUUCCCAGCAAUAAAUUUUGCAAGAUGCUGUAUGAGAAUUUGUGAAAGAAUAAUGAAUAAUUCAGGUACAUAAAAUUGUGUGUCUGUAGAUAUGUUUAUUAAAAGAAAAUCUGUGUGUGCGUGUGUGUGUGCGUGUGUGUGCGAAAUCAACAGCAGUUCUAUUACCUCUGGACUUGACCAUGUUUAGAAGGUAUGGGCUUUAUUCCAAACAUGCUUCCUUUCCGUUUUGUUGAGACAGCGCGUUAGGCGAAUUCAGCCUUUGAUUUGUGACUGUAAGGAAGGACGGAAGGUGGAAGAUGGAUAUUCCUUUUCUUUCUGCUUUUCUUGCCAUACACUUGGAUCUCUGUCAAAGAAGAGAAGGUCUAACACCAGCUUCAGGAGUCUGAAUGCAUAUGGAAAGUUCAAUGUAGGACUUGAAAUUCAGGACAGUGGCAGUCACUGGAAUCGGCACCUGCUGUCUUCCAUCCUUCGCUGUGCAGUGAAACUGAAGUUUCUGAUGCUCAAAUUUUUAAAGGUGUCUGACUGGUGAUGCUCAGUGCUGAGAGAGCACAUGCCUGUUCUGAACUAGGAGGCUGGGGGCAGUUCCUUUCAGAUGUCAGCUGAGGAGCUGCAACUGAUAGUAUUUCUGUGGUGAAGUUGAACAGCCAUCGAACUACAGCUGUCCACAAAGAGUUGUAGCCUAGUAAAGGCUGGCUUCAGUUUGGAGUGUGUUUUAAUGCAGACGUAUUAAAUUCUGGAGACAAAAUGUUGUCUAGUCAAAAUGUUAAUUGAAACAGUUUUAGUGGUGUAUAUUACAUGCUAAUAUACAAAGCAGUGUUACAGUGUUCCAAAACAUGCAUAGAAGGACAUCUAUUUAAGACAAAUCUAGAUGUAAACAAGCUUUAUGGUUUUUAUUGGGAUCUUUUGCUAUCUAAACUCUUGAGCAGGGGGAAAACAUCUGUGAAGCUCCUGCCAGAACAGUCUCUGUUGAAGAAUGAAUGUGGGACAAGUUAUGUUUAAGUGCUUUACUCCUGUUUUAAAGAGCAUAGCAAACCAUUUCUUUGCAUUCCUGCGUCGCCCUCUUAUUGUCUGUAAUUGCGUACUUAUAAUGAAACUUGUUGCAUGUC